Molecule: messenger RNA, 264 nt
Organism: Talaromyces stipitatus ATCC 10500
Lineage: Eukaryota; Fungi; Ascomycota; Eurotiomycetes; Eurotiales; Trichocomaceae
Exons: 2
Coding region: 1-264 (87 amino acids)
Source: RefSeq, a predicted model, not a curated record
AUGCCAGUGCGAGAGCUAUCUCAUGUGCAGCUGGCAUGCGGCCUACAUUUAUUUGAAGCACUCUUAGGGGUGCUUUUUGAGUCGGCGUGGUGGGAGUUCACCUGUGCCGGAAUUGGGUUGAGUCAAGAGGAUAAGGAGUGGAAGACUUUGUUACAGAAAUAUAUGCCUGAUUACACAGACGCCUGCGAGUUCUGGUUGGACUUUUAUGCUUUAUCCAAGUAUCCUAGUUUGGAUGAAAGAGGGAUGGAACUGCUCAAUGGGUAA